UGCGUGAGUCCUGCCCCCAGGAGCUCUCGAGCUGCCCGCGCGCUCACACCCGGCUUCUCUUCAGCCUUGGCCUGCGCGCCGCCAUCGCCGUCAUGCUAGGCGCUGCUUUCCGCCGCUGCGCUGCAGCCGCAGCCGCAGCUGCCCGAGCCGGCCCUCGAGGCCUUCUGCACCCCGCUCCGGCCCAUGGCCUGGCCGCCGCUGUCCAGUCAGUUUGCUGCUACUCCCAUGGGUCACAUGAGACAGAUGAGGAGUUUGAUGCUCGCUGGGUGACAUACUUCAACAAGCCAGAUAUCGAUGCCUGGGAAUUGCGUAAAGGGAUGAACACGCUUGUUGGCUAUGAUCUGGUUCCAGAACCCAAAAUCAUUGAUGCUGCUUUGCGGGCAUGCAGACGGUUAAAUGAUUUUGCUAGUGCAGUACGCAUCCUAGAGGUUGUUAAGGACAAAGCAGGACCUCAUAAGGAAAUCUACCCCUAUGUCAUCCAGGAACUUAGACCAACUUUAAAUGAAUUGGGAAUCUCCACUCCAGAAGAACUGGGUCUUGACAAAGUAUAAACUCCCAUGGGUGGGUGUCCAUGGACUUACUAGUGUUGCUACUUGAUUGUAAACUGUUGCCUGGAAAUAUUAAUGAUAACAUAUUACCUUAUUCAAACAAGUUUUCCUUUAUUGAGAACCAAACCAUGUCAUGGUAACUUGGACCUUAAUAAAAGGGAAACAAGUCUGAACUGAAA
Messenger RNA from Choloepus didactylus (southern two-toed sloth), 727 nucleotides. RefSeq names its product cytochrome c oxidase subunit 5A, mitochondrial. Gene Ontology annotation, biological process: mitochondrial electron transport, cytochrome c to oxygen. The coding region runs from base 93 to 551 and encodes 152 amino acids. The record is from RefSeq and is a predicted model, not a curated record. Gene Ontology annotation, cellular component: mitochondrial inner membrane. NCBI's taxonomy places the organism in Eukaryota, Metazoa, Chordata, Mammalia, Pilosa, Megalonychidae. The transcript is spliced from 5 exons.